AUAUAUAUAUAUAUAUAUAUAUAUAUAUAUCCAAAUAGGUGUGUACUUUUUGUCCAUAUCUACAACCGAUAGAAGCGACUGUCGAUGAAAAGAUGCUGAAUAAAGGUGGACGUAAGGAGGAUGAGGAUGGAUGAAGGAGCGGAAGGACACGCAGCCUGUCACUGAACGGGGGAGUUUUAUUAUUGACAACAUGUUACAGGUCUGUCAGACAGCAGACGGCACGCGGAAACGCCGGGACGAGAUCAAAACACGGAUUCUCCGUCGCCAGUAAGCCUUUUAUCCCCAUUUACAAUAGAUGUUUAUUCGUUUUAUGUCAUAAGCGUCUGCUGAAUGAUUGUCAUUCAUCAUGUAUCGCUACUGUAAAAGCCUAUUACGCUGCCGUUGUUUUAUUCAUCUUGGCCUGUAGCGAUGACAGCGGUGUGAGACACGGAGGAGACACUUUAGUAUCCUCUUUAAUGGCGUAUUUAUUCCACGGGCAAUAAAAUGACUGUGUUUAGGCACUAACGUUGAGUUUAAGUGAAAAAAAGGCAACCAGACAAUGAAUUGUAGGGCUGGUUGUGGAUGUCUGUGAUACAUUUCAGACAUAGGCUACAGUGUGAAAUUUAAGGAAAUUGUGAUUUAGCUUGGGCCCAAGUACCUGAAAUUAGCUCUGAUAUGUCUGAGUUAAAGCUACAGACAGAUAGAUAGAUAGAUAGAUAGAUAGAUAGAUAGAUAGAUAGAUAGAUAGAUAGAUAGAUAGAUAGAUAGAUAGAUAGAUAGAUGUAGGGACAGCAACAGGGCAUUAUUAUACUGAGCUAUUUCCCAGUGCUCACAAAUGACAAUUAGCAGGACACAGGUUGCUCAGCACUUACUGAGUUAAAAGAGGCUUUUAUUGUGGUGAACAAAAAAAACUGCAAAAUAAGACUAAACUGCCUCAUACAAACACUUGAAGUACAUGCAUUCAUUCCCUUUUGUUCCUUCUAUUCUCACAGAUGAACUGCUGGAUUGGAUGACCUGUGUUUACAUGGUCUCUUUGACUGAUUGUACUCCAGAGGAUGCUGUCUCAGCUGGUCAUGGACAGACACAAAUGAGACUAAUUCAGCGAACACAGACAGAUCAAUGAAGUAAAGGACAGAAGUGAUAGGCGAGGGAGCUUAUGAGGACACUCAGCGUACCCCUCUGACGUGUGCUGUGCUGUAAGUGUGUUGUUGUUAUUGGUGCUGUGAAAAACAGAGCAGUCAAGUUAUUAUUAUUUUUGUCCUGAAACUGCUUAGCUGUUACCUUUAAUAAAAGAAGGUCAGAAAGUCUUGGAAAAGCUGAUCUCAAUUUCCUAUAGCCAAGUGGUGCUCUGAGAGUUGCCUACUAUUUUACCAUUAAAGCUCCUUGAGGAAUCUUUUGACAUUUAUGAAAUAUAUUGAAAUUGAUAGUGAUGUCUUUUCAUGGUAUCCAAAGACAAAGAGGGUCAUCUGCAGCAAGACUGACCAUUUUCAUGUCCUAAUUUUGAAGAAUUGAAACCAGUGCAAGAGGAUAGUUGUUAGUGAUGCACCAUCAAAAGUCAGUACGAUGAGAUUUUUAUGUCAAAAGUUAUUCUUUAAUGGUAAAGACUGCUUUGUCCACAGGGCACCAAAGGGAGCACCACAAGUUCCUCACAGGAGUUUCUUGAUGUUCAUAAAAUAUAGACUGAAGUUUAUACUGAUGCUGUUAUACAAUAUAAAAAAAGCAACAAAACACAAGACCGGCUGCUAUUAAAUUGUAAGUUUUAAUGCCUCUUAGUGAGAGCAGGUAGGUGUCAGCCAAGCAGCUGUAGAAACAACUCUUUAUUUUCCACAAAAAUAUCCACAAUAAAUGGAACAUUGGAUUGUCAAAGUCAACAGGGUUUGAUUUAUUUUUUGUCAGAGGACACUUAUAAGGACAUAUACGACAAGGCGUCAUCCACAGGGGACGCCUGAGUUGCAAACUGUCAAUUCUGUAGAGGAGCUUUAAAUUUCACACAAUGUCGGGGAAAUUGAAUAUUCUCACAGAACAAAGUGACAUCUGAUGUUUUUUCUUGGAAAAAAAAAAUCUUAGGUUCCUCUUGAGUUUCUUGACCUCUUUUUAAAACAAGACACACUGAUUCAUCACGAUUGGAUUAAUCAAGAAUUUUAUAUUUCAGAUAAAGCAGCAUUUCUAAACCUAAACUUGACUGGUUCUUGUAACAUCACAUUCCCUUGAAAUCUUAAAUAAUUAAACCUAAAGUCUCUAUGUAGUUAAAAAUUCUUAUCCUGGUCAUUAGUAACCUUGGAGUUGUUCUGAUUGUUCAUUUUACUGUCAAGGUAAUUAGUUACUAGGUCCACGUAGAUCCUUCAGUCCAAGUUUAAUAAGAGACGGUAGACAUAAAUGAAGUCCAGGUCUUUGUUUUUCUCUCGUUGGUCUUCAGAAGAGUCCAGCAGAGGAGUCCUGAGGCAGAACUAUGGGCUGUGGGGGGAGCAGGACCGACGCUCUGGAGCCUCGGUACCUGGAGAGCUGGACCAAAGAGACCGAGUCUACAUGGCUCACCAGCACAGACACGGACAUCCCACUGUCGUCCAUCCAGAGCAUCCCGUCUGAGGGCUCAGAGGCCGGCUUCACCUCUGAGAAAACAAUCACCCCUGGUAAGAGGAAAUAAUCAUAUUUCACUGACCUGGAAAAAAAGGAAUUUCACAUUUAUGGUUGUAUUGAUUAGCUCUUGAUUAAACAAAGUAGAUUUGCAAUUCUAAUUUGAGCAGUUUAAAACAAGAUUUUUGUAUUUAAUGCAUCUGAAUUGGGUGUAAUUCUGCUGCAUGCAUAUUUUAAAAGCCUAAUUUAUUUUCACUGAUAGGUUUUUGCACCAAAUGUACAUUCAUUAUUUCUAAUUGCUACAUCAUAAAAAGAAUAUUAGUCAUAAUUGGUUGAGCUUUUUGUUCACAGUGAAGAGGAAACGUUUAGACUGAGUCAUACACUCAGCAAUUAGAAUGAAUCAGCAUUAAGUGGUCCUUUUUUUACACCGAGAGAAUAAGAGGAAAGUAACACAUUUGCUUGAAGUGUUUUAAAGAGAUUUUGUACAACUGGUACAAAGAAAAAAACACCCUUUUCUCAGUAAAUUGAAAAAAAAAAACAAGAUGCAAAACAUGCUAAGGGCCCUUGUGCUGAGGCUUUAAAUAUGUUUCUAUGUGUGGGUGCUCAGUAAUUUACCAGAUACAGACAGAUCUGGUGUGGGGUUUUUUCUUUUUAGCUUAUUCUUCUUGCGUUGAAGUGUGGGUGUGUUUUCUUUAAAGCCAGGAAGAUAUGAAUCAGCAAACAGGGAUAAUCGCAUCAAGGCCACAUCAAAAACCAUCGCGCUCACACAGGACCUCGUCUCUCAUGGCAACACACACAGCCAUGGCCGAGGACAAACCUUGAUGUGAUUGUAAGGACAGGUUUAAAGAGGCUUGUAGAGAUAAAACAGACCGGGAAUCGGAAAAAAAUCAAUCAGCGGUUAGCUACCGCCAAGAAUAAAACACACAGCGGUCCUGUGACAGUAAAAUGUUGCUGUAUUUUAAUGUAAUUUAAUUUAAAACAUUCAUGUUCACUCUGUCUGUAAUACACCAGCAUCCUGUUCACUUAACCCUCACUCCAACACAGCCUCCAUGUGAUAUUCAGAGUGUCAUUUUAUUCAUCACACUUCACAGCCCACUCUGCUCUCACAUUAGCUCACUGAUGGUAGUAAUGCACCUGAGAGCCUCCUGCAUGCUCUGACCUCUGACUAAUCCUGUUUCAUUUACAAAUCAGCCUCCUCUGUAGUAUGCAUUUUACCAAUAGAGCGAUAACAGCGAUAAUGGCAGGGCUGAUUAUGUUUAAAGAAAACCCCUCAGAGAAAGCGUAGUAAAUGGAAAUGGGCCUCACUGUUCCUUUUUUCAGUCUGAUGUUUUAGAGCCACUAAACUUGUGCUUUGUUACAGUUCCAGAUUUCUUCGAGGACAGCCUCCCUCUCCCUGCUCAGGCGUACCUGAAAGUGUGUUCGUCCAUGUCUGAAGCCAGUCUGAAUGACGUGAAGCCCAGCAGUCCCCCUGCAAUACUGGGCUCCCCACCGAAGGAGGCGACGCCCCCGUCUACUGGCACCACAGUCCAGCGCAGAAGUGUCCUACACACUGAGGAGAUCGUAAGAAAGUUUUAGACUCUACAAGACACUAAAGCUGCUCUUCUGAGAUAUCUAUGUUUCAUGUUAAAAUAAUGAGGAGUGACAUAUUCUUGCUGGUGUUCUGCAUCUUUGACAAUUUUGUGCCCUAAUCAAAUUUACAUGACAAGCUCAAACUGUUUAAACAUUGAGCAGAUUUUCUAAAAUACUCUGAUCAGAUUUUGAGGCACUUUGAGUCAUUUUCUUCCAUAACAGUAUUUGAGAAGCAGGCACAGCCACCAUGACAUCAUCUACUGGUUUGUAAAUGGUAGUUUUAGACCCUUAAAGUGAUAUUCCAGCGUGAAGUUAAGUUAGGGUCAAAUACACCGUAACACCAAGUUAGACACCCCCUUGAGAGAUGAAUGUUGCCGACUGCUUGCUUCUCUAGUUAUACCAACUUUAGUAAUGACCGUACGAUAGCAAUACACAGCAGACUACAUCUCCAUGCGCAGACCUCAUCUAAAAAGCCACUCUAUAGCCACAAAUAAUGCUCAGAACAGCACCUAACUUCAUCAACAGUACAUAUAGGGUCCCAGUCAAACACAACUCACCCACUCUCCUCCAGCAGCCGAUGGUUUGUGGGGGAGCCCUGAUGAGUCGAUCACUGAGUGCACUGGUCAUUUCCUUGAAGUUAUAGUCAUCAUAAUAAUCAUUUUUCACUGCAGACGCGGUAGUUCCUCUGCCUUAGCGUCUUGGUCUGAUUGCAUUUACAUGAAGUAGUGAUCAUAAUUGUUCUUCCUUGAGCUGCGAAACUCCACUGCACUCGGUGAUUGACUUGGCAGGGCUACUCCACUUACAAGCGGCUGCUGGAGGAGAGUGGGUGAGUUGUGUUUGGUCUCUUUGCUAAAGAAAUCAGGCAAAGCUAAAAAGAUGUUUGGUGGCUAGUACUAUGGCUGGGACCCUAUAUGUACUGUUGAUGAAGUUAGGUGCUGUUCUGAGCAUUAUUUAAGAAGAAGAAGAAGAAUAACCUUGUCUGUAUAGCACUUAAAAAACAGAAGUUUGCAAAGUGCUUUGACAUGUCAUAGUGCACAUGGAAAAAGCCAGAUAAAAACAAAAAGCUCAGUAAAAACAGAGUCGAAGGCAAUUUUCAUGUCAUAAGGAACCCAGACAAUACAAGAACCAUGCAACAUAAAAACAUUUGUGGUUAUAGAGUGGCCUUUUGGUUGAGGUUUGCGUGUGGAGACGUAGAACGCUGUGUAUUGCUAUCAUGUGGUCGCUGCUGAAGUAGGUGUAACUAGGGAAGCAAGCAGUCGACAACAUUCAUCUCUUGAGGGGGUGUCUAACUCAGUGUUACGGUGUGUUUGACCAUAACUUAAUUUUAUGCCAGAAUAUCCCUUUAAAUUUUGCAUUUCAGCUUUCACCUUCCUGCUUUCUCAUCCUCCUCUCUCUCCUCAACUCUCCUUCAUCUUCAGACAAAAUGGCAGGACAAUCGAAUGUCAACCAAGCAGGUGACCAUCACGGUGACACAGAGCAUCCAUCAGGUGGACAAGAAUGGGAAGGUGAAAAAGUCCCUCACUACCUAUGAAGUCAUGAAACCUGUGGAGGCCCUCAAACAGGUGACCUCUCAGAACACCUGAGAGAAGCCAAAGAAAAAGCAGAAAACUGUGAACAACUGAGAAACUCUUUGAGGUCGGACAGCUGAAAAGACACGAGGGAUGUGUACCAUUUUAGUUAGCUCGUUUUAUUGAAAAUAAAACUUGAACUAGGCUGUAUUGUAUAUCAUAAAGCGUAAGUCUAUGGUGCCUGUUACUGUACAUCAACAUCAUCAAGGACAUGGACAUGUAAAGCUGUUGAUCUGAGUACAUACAGUAUGUGACAUGUUACAGGACAUGGAGUUCCAGACCAAAAAUGACAAAUUCAGGGUGGAGCACAGCAGAAUGUUUUAUAUUAAAUGAGGAAUCUUUGGUUUGGCACAUUUCAAAUCCCCACUGAAGAUCAUUUAGACCCAAAUUUGAACGUGUGUAUGAAGCUGGCAUAUUAGAGUUAUUUUACAUUAUUGAAAUGAUUUCCAAGUUUCAAACUGAUGCACUAAUGUGCAGUGCUACAGUCUGUAAGGCUCAGGAAACUGACUGAAGAUUGCACUAUUUACAGUGAGGCCUGGUGAGGAGUUUGUGUACAUCAUUGUGUUGUUUUGUACUAGACAGUGUUACAUUUUCUUAUCUGGUCAUCAGUGUUUUAUAAUGACAUUAAACUCAACAAAACAAGA
Messenger RNA from Xyrichtys novacula (pearly razorfish), 6334 nucleotides. Lineage: Eukaryota; Metazoa; Chordata; Actinopteri; Labriformes; Labridae. The record is from the annotation of a GenBank genome assembly.